Vigna angularis (adzuki bean) is the source of this 1243-nucleotide messenger RNA. RefSeq lists its product as uncharacterized. NCBI's taxonomy places the organism in Eukaryota, Viridiplantae, Streptophyta, Magnoliopsida, Fabales, Fabaceae. The record is from RefSeq and is a predicted model, not a curated record. Bases 852 to 1172 code for a protein of 106 amino acids. The transcript has 2 exons.
GUCGUCAUGAAAGAAGUGUUAUUUUAAGUAAAUUGGUGAGUAAGGAAGUAUAAGGAUCAGAGUAGCGCAGCAGAUGAUGGUGAGCAUGUUAUUGUCAGUAAUAGGUAUGCAUAAAGAGCUUUCAAAAUUCUGGAUUGGUGGUUUGUGAGGGACGAGUUCUUUGAAAUAGUAUUGGUGUUGUUAUAUGAGCAUGAGUUAGGAGUGUUUGGUCAUCUUCAAGAGUCAGAAGUGAGUUUAGGUGUGAAAGAAACAUGUAUCAGGCAGGGAAGUUAAGUGAGCCUUCGGUUGCAAGCUACAGGGUCAACUUUAAAGUGAGAAAGUAUUAAUGGCUUUGGAAUCGGAAGAGUGGGUCAAUGGGCGAAGGAGACUAUUCGAGCUGUGGUUUUGAGUUAUAAUGGCAAUCUAGAGGUAAAGUUAUGUUAACAGAUGGUUUGAACAAAGAGAAACUUACCUUGACUAGUUUCGAUAGCCUUAAUUUUCGAGGACGAAAAUUUUUGUUGUUGGGGAGAAUGUAAGACCCGUAAAUUUUGGGAAUGGUGGGGACAUGGUGGGCACCAUAUUUUUCAUUUAUUGGGCUGCACACAUCAAAGUGGAGGGUCCUCCUUUUGUUGGCUAUGAUUGAAGGAAGUGUUGAAAGAAGUGGAUGGAAGGAGCACAUCAUACAACUCUCGGCAUCCAGCAGAUGGAGAAAUCACAUUUCAAUUAUUUCUCUUAAGUGGAGACAACAUAAUGAAGAGAAGGGACCACCACCCCACUUGGAGAAGCACCUCACGGUUUUUCUCUCUAGCUGCACCGAAGUGUCUUCUCUUCCUUUCUAUUGAUGAGCUUCAAGUAAAGACACCAAGGCAACCAUGAGAGACCAACAAGCAUACGUAGCUGCCACAAAAGAAGUCCAGCCAUUACAACCAUGGAAGAAAAAGGGAGAGAGUUGCUGGAAAAAUCUGGAAGAGUUGCUGCAAGAUCUGGGAGAGGUGAAACGGAGAGCGUCCGGAGCUGCAGCUACAAACCUUGGGAAGGUUGAUUCAAGAGGGGUGUUGGAUGCUGCAUCCAGAGAAGUGGAGAGCUCGUGGAUUUGGAAGGAGAUCCGCACACUGUAUUUCAAGAAUUUCAAGGAGGUCUUCAAGAGAUGUUGUCGCGGAGUUUCCCUUGGAGCAAGAGCUGGAGGUUGCUGAUAUCGCAGAGUAGUCUUCUUAGAGUUUCCUGAUUGAACACUUGUAGUGUUUAAUCCUUUCAACUGUUCAAG